AUGCAGGUCAUCUUCAAGGACUUCAAGAAGGAUAAAAUACCGCUGGAAAUUGAGCCCACCGACACGAUCAUCUCAGCCAAAGAGAGAUUGGCUGCCACCAAAGAGUGCGAGACCUCUCAACUCAAGUUUGUUUAUUCUGGCAAAGUACUUCCAGAUGACAAGACCUUUGAGGCUUAUAAGGUCAAGGAGAACGAUCAGAUCAUCUUCAUGAUUUCGAAGGCCAAAAAGCCAAUUGUCGCCGAGGCUCCAGUCGCAAGUGCUGUGGCUGCUGAGGAGCCCGCUCCAGUUGCAGAGGCACAACCAGAGACCCCUGCGGAACCUGUGGCUGCAGCCUCUACAGCCGCCUCUACAGCCGCUACCGCAGGAGCUGUUGAUUUGACCGCUUCGUCGUUUGUGACCGGCGAGGAAAGAGAAGCUGCGAUCCGUGGAAUGAUAGAUAUGGGCUACGAGCGUUCUCAGGUGGAAAGGGCUUUGGCUGCUGCUUUCAACAACCCGCUUAGAGCUGUAGAGUAUCUUUUGUUUGGCAAUCCAGCCACCGAGGAUGCCGACGUCGAAGUCGAAGCUGCGGCUGAAGAGACUCAGGAACCUGAUCGUGAAGAGAGACAGCAAUCUGUCAACCUGUUUGAAGCUGCUGCUGCUGCUGAGGGAUCGCGCGGCGGGUCGGAAGGAGUCUCUGAUGCUGACCGCAUACGGCACCUACAGGAGAUCAUCCAGACCCAGCCUGAGAUGCUCGAAUCAAUACUGCAACAGAUUGCCAGUUCGAAUCCACAGUUGGCACAGGUGAUCCAGGAGAACCCAGAGCACUUUGCCAGGAUGUUGCUAGAGAAUGCUGGUGACGAUGAGGCGUUUGCUGAAGGUGCUCAACUGGAGGGCGAAGGAGAGGAAGGCUUGGUGCAGAUACAAAUAACUCAGGAUGAGAAUGCCGCCAUUGACCGUCUUUGCGAGCUUGGUUUCGACCGGAACCUCGUGAUUCAGGUAUAUUUUGCAUGUGACAAGAACGAAGAGAUGGCUGCAAACCUGUUACUGAGCGAGCACAUGGAUGGGUAA
Messenger RNA from Kuraishia capsulata CBS 1993, 1047 nucleotides. RefSeq lists its product as uncharacterized. The transcript has 3 exons. Gene Ontology annotation, cellular component: nucleoplasm; cytosol. Gene Ontology annotation, molecular function: damaged DNA binding; polyubiquitin modification-dependent protein binding; ubiquitin binding. The record is from RefSeq and is a predicted model, not a curated record. NCBI's taxonomy places the organism in Eukaryota, Fungi, Ascomycota, Pichiomycetes, Pichiales, Pichiaceae. Bases 1 to 1047 code for a protein of 348 amino acids. Gene Ontology annotation, biological process: nucleotide-excision repair; proteasome-mediated ubiquitin-dependent protein catabolic process.